AUGGAAUUCAACCACGACAUUAUCAUCAUCGGCGCAGGGAUCUCCGGGAUCAAUGUAGCGUACCAUGUGCAAACCGAAUUGCCAAACUAUUCAUACAUUAUUCUCGAGGAGCGGGAGGCAAUGGGUGGGACAUGGGAUCUAUUUCAAUAUCCAGGCAUUCGGUCCGACUCAGACCUCAUUACCUAUGGAUUCUCAUGGUAUCCAUGGAAUCAGAGCCGCCCCAUCGCCGAGGGGAAAGCAAUUGCAACAUACAUCAAAGAGGCUGCUGCACAAUUUGGUAUUGAUCAACAUAUCCAUUUUCAGCAUCGAGUUACCCAAGCGGCAUGGUCAGAUACAAAGCAGAAAUGGACAUUGAUAGUUGAACAUGCUGGACUGGAGAAGUUGUACACAGCUACUUUUGUGGCAUUUGGCACGGGAUACUAUGACUACAAUCAACCGUUACCUGCGGAUAUUCCCGGUAUGGACCAGUUCACUGGGACAUUGAUCCACCCUCAGUUCUGGCCUAAAGAGGUCAACUACACGGACCAGAAGAUUGUUGUCAUUGGCAGUGGUGCCACGGCUGUAACUCUCAUUCCCAAACUUGCCGAGACGGCAGAGCGCGUUACCAUGCUCCAGCGCAGUCCGACCUAUAUUCUUAGCGUUCCCAACGCCGAGAUCAAAAAGACAUGGAUAGACUACCUUCUUCCACGGACCAUCGCACAGAGCUACCAUCGUCUGAGCUGGUUCCUUCCACAUCGACUGUUCUUCCUUUUCUGUCAAAGCUUUCCCCAGUUCUCGGGGUGGCUUCUCCGCUGGCGAAUGAUCAAGGAACUUCCAGACAACAUUUCCCAUGAUCCUCAUUUCAGCCCUCGCUAUGCUCCAUGGGACCAACGCCUCUGUGUUUCACCAGAUGGAGACUUCUAUCGAGCCUUGUAUACGGGAAAGGUGGACAUUAAAACAGACAGUAUUGAAGCUGUUACCUCAUCAGGAAUCAAACUAAAAUCUGGAGAGUUCCUUGACGCAGAUAUAAUCAUCACAGCAACAGGUCUUAAGCUACAACUGGCAGGGGGUGUAAAACUUGAAAUCAACAAAGAACCCUGUAUCUUGGCAGAGAAAUAUCUCUGGAGAGGCAUCAUGUUACAGGAUGUACCGAAUGCGUUUUUCUUUAUUGGUUACACAAAUGCAUCCUGGACGUUGGGAGUAGAUGCGAGUGCAGCAUUCAGCACUCGGCUCAUAAAACACUUGUCAUCAAAAGAUGCAACGGCAGCUGUGCCCCGGGUCCCAGACCGACUGAAGCUCCAACCGCGAAGAGUAUUGGAUUUAAGUUCGACUUACAUCACAAAGGCGGAUAAGAACAUGCCUAAGGCAGCGGAUCAGGGGUCCUGGUUGCCCAGAAAUAACUACAUCUCCGAUUUGUGGUUUGCAAAGUAUGGCCGGCUUAAUGAUCUAGAAAUCAUAACUCAACGCAGAGGUGGAAAGGACUAA
Messenger RNA from Aspergillus nomiae NRRL 13137, 1464 nucleotides. RefSeq names its product flavin-containing monooxygenase. Gene Ontology annotation, molecular function: N,N-dimethylaniline monooxygenase activity; flavin adenine dinucleotide binding; NADP binding. Bases 1 to 1464 code for a protein of 487 amino acids. The record is from RefSeq and is a predicted model, not a curated record. Lineage: Eukaryota; Fungi; Ascomycota; Eurotiomycetes; Eurotiales; Aspergillaceae. The transcript has a single exon.